This is a messenger RNA of Zootermopsis nevadensis, 7084 nucleotides long. The record is from RefSeq and is a predicted model, not a curated record. Lineage: Eukaryota; Metazoa; Arthropoda; Insecta; Blattodea; Termopsidae.
UUGGUGUGCAGUGGAACAUUGCACAACACCUCGUAAUAACAUCCGUUCUAACCUCACUCUCCCUCGAUCGGUAAACGAGUCUGUUCGUGAACUUAGCGAGUGUAACGUCGGUCGUGAGCGGAUGCAGUUGUGUGUGUUGUCAAGUGUUAGAAGAUGAGUAGAAGUUAUUCCGUCGCUGCCAGUUAUUAAGAAGUUGCAAGCUGUGACUUGGAACAGCCUGUCCAGACAUCAAUUUACAAUCCAAACCGGGAAGAGUGCAGCACAGUAGUAAUCUAAGUGGGAAAUGGAGGACACAGCAAUGGAUGUGUUUUGCAAUUCCACGUUUUGGAAUUCCAAUGAAACAUGGUACACUGAAAACCCAGAAUUGUCACCAUGUUUCCAGAAUACAGUACUGGUAUGGAUUCCAUGUCUCUUUCUGUGGGUGUUCUCCCCUCUGGAGACAUACUACAUACUUCACAGCAAGACAAGGAACAUUCCUUGGAACUGGCUCAACAUCACAAAACUUGUUCUAACUGUUGUGCUGGUGAUAUUAGCAACUGCUGACUUGGGACGUUCAGUUCAUUUGAGUGCUAAUGGUGAAAGUGUAUCAUCUGCAGACUUCUAUUCACCUAUAAUUAAAAUAGCAACAUUUAGUUUCUCGGGAGUGUUGGUCGUGUACAACCGUGUUCGUGGAAUGAGGACAUCGGGUCUACUUUUCCUGUUCUGGUUUCUUCUGGCACUGUGUGGCGCAGUGCGAUAUCGUUAUGAGCUCACUGUCACGAACAUUGAACAGGAGGACCGGUUCUUUUCGUUUGUCAGUUACAUGAUAUACUAUCCUCUGGUUCUUGCCAUGCUGAUUUUCAACUGUUUUGCCGAUGCCCCUCCUCGAUUCUCAGAGUAUCCGCUCGUUGAAAGACCGUGCCCCGAACAAGGUGCCUCAUUUCUAUCCAAACUAUUCUUUGCUUGGUUCGAUGCGCUCGCAUGGAGAGGUUUUCGUAAACCUCUGGAGACGAAAGACCUCUGGAAUAUGAAUCCUGAAGAUACUGCGAGUGAAGUUAUUCCCGCUUUUGACAAAUACUGGGAGAAAACGCUUCGGAAAACAUCAAAUGUUCCGAGUCCCAAAGCCUCGUUCAGAAAAACGUCAGGAAAUGUGGAUUUUGUUGGUGGGAGACACUGGAAAAAACAACAAGCGUCAGUUCUUCCAGCGUUGUGCAGAGCCUUCGGCCCCACGUUAUUGUUUGGUUCAUUCCUGAAACUGGUGCAAGAUAUUAUGAUAUUUAUCAGCCCGCAAAUAUUGAAGUUGCUCAUUUCGUUCGUUGAAGGCAAAGAAUCUUUAUGGAAGGGCUACUUAUAUGCCAUACUCAUAUUUGUCGCAGCAUCAGCACAAACGCUGGUUCUGGCUCAGUAUUUCAACCGCAUGCUUUUGGUUGGUCUUCGUAUCAGAACCGCGCUCAUUGCUGCCAUAUAUCGUAAGGCCUUGCGUAUGUCAAACACGGCACGGAAGGAAUCUACCGUCGGUGAAAUUGUGAAUCUCAUGUCUGUGGAUGCUCAAAGGUUCGUGGAACUCACCGCUUAUCUCAACAUGAUCUGGUCAGCCCCACUGCAGAUCGCUCUUGCGUUGUACUUCCUAUGGGACACUCUUGGUCCAUCUGUUCUUGCUGGAUUGGCAGUAAUGAUAAUUUUGAUUCCUGUGAAUGCAGUUAUUGCCAAUCGCGUAAAGACGUUACAGAUCCGACAGAUGAAGAGCAAAGAUGAACGUGUGAAGUUGAUGAAUGAGGUGCUGAGUGGUAUUAAGGUGUUGAAACUGUAUGCAUGGGAGCCAUCAUUUGAGCAACAAAUUCUUAAGAUACGUGAGAAGGAAAUUGCUGUGCUUAAGCAGGCGGCUUAUCUCAACGCAAGCACAUCAUUUAUUUGGUCGUGCGCGCCAUUCCUGGUAUCACUGGUCUCCUUUGGCACGUUUGUCCUGUCGGAUCCAAACAACAUUCUCGACUCGAAGACAGCGUUUGUCUCGCUAUCACUCUUCAAUAUACUGCGUUUCCCCCUCUCUAUGUUGCCUAUGCUGAUAUCAAAUCUGGUGCAGGCCAGUGUUUCCAUCAAGCGUGUGAACAGAUUCAUGAACUCUGAAGAACUGGAUCCUAACAGCGUGCAGCACGAUCAGUCUGAAAAGAAUCAUCUGGUAAUUGAGAAUGGUAAUUUUUCGUGGGGAUCCGAAGAUCAAGUAAUCCUGCGUAACAUCAAUCUCAGCUUUAAGCAGGGUUCUCUUGUGGCUGUCGUUGGAACUGUCGGUUCAGGAAAAAGUUCACUUAUAUCUGCUUUUUUGGGAGAAAUGGACAAAAUCACUGGCAGAGUCAACACCAAGGGUUCAAUUGCAUACGUCCCACAACAGGCGUGGAUACAGAAUGCAACAUUGUUGAAUAACAUCAUAUUUGGCAAGUCGCUCGAUCAUUCUUCAUACCAAAGAAUUAUUGAAGCUUGCGCUCUGAAACCUGAUCUUGAGAUGCUUCCAGCUAGUGACCAGACAGAGAUUGGGGAAAAGGGUAUUAACCUCAGUGGAGGUCAGAAACAACGAGUUUCUCUUGCCCGAGCAGUCUACAACAAUGCAGAUAUUUAUUUUCUUGACGACCCUCUUAGUGCAGUGGAUAGCCAUGUUGGAAAACACAUUUUUGAAAAUGUUAUUGGACCCAGUGGCAUUCUUCGCAGGAAGACAAGAGUGUUGGUGACACAUGGAAUCACUUACUUGCCGGACGUGGAUAUGAUCGUCGUCUUGAAAGAUGGCGAGGUGACCGAGAUGGGCACAUACAAGCAGCUGCUAGAGAAGAAAGGGGCUUUCGCAGAAUUUUUAGUUCAACAUUUACAGGAGAUUGGUGUGGAUGAUGGUACAUCUGAAGCUGACUUGGAUGAAAUUAAACAACAGUUAGAAAACACAAUUGGUACAGAGGAGCUCCAGCAGAAACUGAAUCAUGCGCGUUCCAGAGCAUCUGAAAGCCAGAGCGACUCGGCUUCUCUGUCAGGAGAAAAACAGUCUUUGACCGGAUCACUGAACAGGCAGCACUCGGUAGAGAGCAGCACAGAACGGGGAGGCUCUCGACAUAGACUCAAUUCAUUAGACAAGGAUACUGGUUCUAAUUCUAAGUUUGUAGCAAAGCCUAAUGGAGAUAAACUCAUAGAAGCCGAGAAGACAGAAACUGGAAGUGUGAAAUGGCAUGUCUACACCUAUUACCUCAAGAGUAUUGGAAUCUUCCUUUCUGGGGCUACCAUAUUUUUCAACCUGGUUUUUCAAGCAUUUUCAAUUGGUUCAAAUGUGUGGCUUUCAGAGUGGUCAAACGAUAAGAAUGUCUAUGUGAAUGAGACUGUAAAUGAAGGCAAGCGAGAUCUUUAUUUGGGUGUCUAUGGAGCGCUAGGAGCCGGCCAAGCACUGAGUGUGUUUGUGCAUACACUUACUAAUGGUAUUGGAGGACUGAAGGCAGCAAAAUUGCUCCACCAGUCUCUGUUGGAAAACUUGAUGCGUUUACCCGUGUCGACGUUCUUUGACGUUACACCUAUUGGACGUAUCUUGGCACGUUUCUCGAGCGACGUGAAUGUCGUCGACGCAGUCCUGCCUCACUUGUUCCAUAUGUGGUUUCCUAAUAUUUUUCGGGUUGUCGCCACACUUGUGGUGAUAAGCUACAGCACUCCAAUCUUCAUAUCUGUGAUUAUUCCUAUCGGCAUCAUAUAUUACUUCAUUCAGCGAUUCUAUGUUUCUACAUCUCGUCAGUUGAAGAGGUUAGAGUCUGUUUCAAGGUCUCCUGUCUACUCGCACUUUGGUGAAAGUAUAACAGGAGCACAAACAAUUCGAGCGUACAAUGUACAACAGAGGUUUAUACGUGAAUCAGAAGAAAGGGUAGACUUUAAUCAGGUCUGCUAUUAUCCCAGUAUAAUUGCAAACAGGUGGCUGGCCGUACGACUGGAAAUGGUGGGAAAUCUCAUAAUAUUCUUUGCUUCAUUAUUUGCUGUUCUGAAUAGGGACACCAUGAGCCCGGGUCUCGUCGGCCUGAGCGUCAGCUACGCGUUGCAGAUAACACAAACACUCAAUUGGUUGGUCAGGAUGACCUCGGACGUGGAGACAAAUAUCGUGGCUGUGGAGAGAAUCAAGGAGUAUGGAGAGACGGAACAGGAAGCUCCGUGGGAUAUCCCGACAAACCAGCCAUCAAGCGCUUGGCCUGAAAAGGGACAAGUGGAAUUUAAGGACUAUCAGGUUCGCUACAGGGAAGGACUUGACCUUGUGUUGAGAGGUAUCUCUUUUACUGUCAAAGGGGGAGAAAAGGUUGGUAUCGUUGGACGGACCGGUGCCGGAAAGUCAUCCCUUACAUUGGGCCUGUUCCGUAUUAUCGAGGCUGCGGGUGGAAAGAUCCUUAUCGAUGGAGUGGAUGUCUCUAAACUUGGGCUCCAUGCUUUGAGGUCACGGUUAACAAUCAUCCCUCAAGAUCCAGUCCUGUUCUCGGGAACGUUGCGCGUCAACUUGGAUCCAUUUGGAAGUUGCUCUGAUUCAGACAUUUGGCUAGCUCUGGAGCACGCGCAUCUCAAGGCUUUCGUUAAGGCGUUGCCCGACAGUCUCGAGCAUUCCGUAUCUGAAGGUGGGGAGAACCUCAGCGUUGGCCAGCGCCAACUGAUUUGCUUAGCAAGAGCUCUCCUGAGGAAAACAAAGGUUCUUAUCCUGGACGAGGCUACCGCUGCUGUGGACUUGGAAACCGAUGACCUCAUACAGACGACAAUCCGCAGCGAGUUCAAGGACAGCACGGUACUCACGAUCGCACAUCGUCUAAACACGAUUAUGGACUCGGACAGGGUAAUAGUACUUGACCGAGGUCUGCUGGUUGAAUAUGACACGCCGGAAGCGCUGCUACAGAACAAAGAUUCCAUAUUCCACAGUAUGGCCAAGGAUGCUGGUUUGGUAUAAAACUUAAUGUCUUAUGAAGAGACUGUGAUGAACAGUUCUGUUCUCAGGUGGUGAAGAUGCUGGAAGGAAUGGUCGUCGUACCAUUCCGGCAGUUCGCCCCCUUUGUAUUUUGUGAAUCGUGAGUUGUUUAUGCUGUGUGUGAAUGUGAUUAAGUCAUGGAUGCUGGCAUCUCCCAGAGACUCGCAGUAUCCGUGACAGACUUAUUCUUGUCGUCUGUUAGUUGUCCGUCAUUUAGACGAAGUAUUCAAAACCAGUUUAAUUGAGUAGACGUAAGAUAAUACCAGUGUCGCAGGUUUCCAAAGAUAUCGUCUGCAGAAUCGGCGUUGUCGCGCUUCGCACCGCCUCCAUACGUGCUCGUCGUUCAUUUCUCAUUUAAUUGUUUUUGUCUCCUGCGUAUUCACGCGUAUUAAACGGGAGGCUUCGCGUAUCGAGAUGACUUUAUCUUGGCAUUGUUACGCAGGUCGGUUUUCGCGAAAGAUAAAUUAUUUCUAAAUAAAAUGUUUAUGUGCAUUUACGUCAUACUCUUUAUUUCAAAGUUUCAGUCUGAAAAUAGGGUUGCAGCUUUUAAAAAGGUUAGUUCGUUGUCAUUUCUUUUUAAAGAAUGAAAAUAAUGACGUAACCUUCUUCAGUGCACUUUUUUGACGUAAAUCCUGUUUGUGCAACCUUACUUAUUAAUUGAAAUUAAAAGGAAUAUUUAAAAAAAUGUUUAAAGGUUAAUUACUUCUUAAAUUACAUGAUGGGGCCAACGUGAUAAUAGAAAAACUGUAUUUUCAAAAUCGAAUGACACCAGAAGAACACGAGUCCUAAACUACGCUGAUUGAAAAACGCGUAAUUUGAAGCAGAACAAAAAUUAGUAACUUGACAAAAUUGCAGUAGAAAUUUUUACAAAAUAUUGCACCGUAAAUAAGAUGGAGACUUUCGUGCACAUAAAUGUGAUAUUUUAUGCCUGCAUCUCUGCGUAACAAACGGUGCACGUGCUCAUCCUUUCCAGGCUCUUUUGUAGAAUAAAAAUGUAUCGCAGCCUUCAAUGCUGAAUAUGAAAAAUACAAAAUUCAUUCCUAAGAAUUUGUGCGCUCUGCGUAAGUCACACUUUUUGUAUAGGCAGCGUAGUUUUGUGUUCUGUCGUGCUUGUACUUGCAACAUUUAUGCCUGGUUUGCAAAGCAGACGGACUGGAGUCGGGUACUAUAAUAAAAAAAAACCCUGUUCAAGUUCUUCAAGUUACUUGUAUCAUUUGUCUUCAUUAAUUAAUUAUCCAGCAGUUGAAGAAAGCAAAGUUACGUUAAUCCGAGCGUCGGGUUCUGUGCUAAGACGACGUGACAUUUGAAUGACGAGUAUGUUCAGGCAUUUUUUUGAGUAACGUGUUGUACAUGUUAUAUCUACAACGCAGAAGUUGUUUGAUGUUUGAAUGCGGGAACCGACGUCGAUUGAAGUCAAGAAAUUGUGAUGGACGAUGUGCGCACGCAUUUUAUGUUCACGUGAAGAGGGUGGAUGAACCUUCGUCCCAAGGUACGACGUUUUGAAAUGAUAAUUGUUUGUGCACAUUACAGUCUUGAUCUUUGAUUUUGCAAUUUCUAUGUAAAGGAACUUUUAAGUUCAGAUUCGUCAGUUUUUUAAUGUUUCAAAAUUGCCGGAGUGUGUUCCGGAACUGUCUUAGCGCAUUGAACUUCGCUGCUGUUCACUUUCAUCACGUUUAGUACGUUGAUUGUUUACUUAGUUGGCACUUUCAAAUUUUCUUGCCUUGAUUUUUAUUUAUAAUUACAGUUUUUUAUUGUAAUAUUUUUUUGUUACUGAAUGUACGAUACUUUUACAACGAUUUGCACUCCACGCUGAUUUUACAUGUUUAGUGGAACUUAGGUUAUAAUUUCUUUGGUCCUGGGCAUUGCGAAUGUAAUUAAGAUAUUUAAAUUAAACGCAAAUAACUUAAGUAAGGGUACACCGAGAAUCACGAGGUCUGUAACAGUAGGAAAAAUCUAAGAAACUUGCAGGAAAAAUUUUAUCAUUGCCUUUCGUAAGUUGGUAUUGCUAAGGAAUCACGCUCCUUCGCUAUCGACAUCUCGGAUCUAAUCCACGGGAAUAAAUACUAAUCUUUGAGUAUGUUUUACUUUUGAGGUUAUGUCUGUCUGUUAAGGUUGUCACUUUAUUAUUAGCCGUAGUUCAAUUUAAAGUUU